AUGCAGGUCACUCUCACUUCAUUGAUGGCUCAGCGCGGCAUUGCAUCGUUCUUCAAGCGACCCGCUGGCGCCCCCGCGGCACCCGAGCCGGCUCCAGCUCCAGCUCCUAAAAUACAGCAGGCUAGCAAGAAUCCAGCGCCGGUCAAGGCGGUCGUCCAGCCAAAGCGGAUGCGGCUGAUCACAGACGACGAGAGCGAUGACGAGGACCAGACCUCCACGCUUGCGGAGGCUGCGCUUGAGGCGAGCGAUGCGCAAGACCGUGCUGCUGCUGAUGCUGCCGCUGCUGCUUCGGCUGCUUCGGCAGCGCCUGAGGUGCUUGGACGCGGUCGGUCGACCCGAGCCACACGCCGCCGAGCCGUUUCAGACGACGAGGAGGAAGAUCAAGCAGCCGCUCCCGUCAAGCCCACCGCUGCCCCAGCGCUUGCCCAAAGCAGCGUGCUUCACGACGACGCCGAGCAGACCCCGGCCACUGAGCACGACAGCUCAACGCCAAUGGAAGUCGAAGAACCCAAGGCCUUGCCUGCAAGUCCCGCCAAGCCGGCAUCGUCGACCGGCUUUGCAGUCGCUGCAUCAAAGUCCAACAAGGCGCAGAGCAUGAUGGAGUUUCUGGGAAAGAAGCCAGCGCCGGCUGCAGCUGCGGCCAAGUCGUCGUCGAGCAAGGACAAAUCGACCAAAUCAGCCCCUGCGACCAAACUCUCAGCAGCUCCGAACAGCCAUGCAUCAAAGUCGACCACUGCUGAAGCCAGUGCGGCAACCGCUAUGGACACGAGUGAUGCAGCUGCCCCAGCGUCAUCGCCACGUAAAGACAACCCGUCAGCCGCGACGGUCGCCGCCGCCGACGAAGACCAAGCCGCCGAGUCCCUGCUCGACAUGGACGCGCAAGACAUGAGUCAAGACGCUGCAGACCCUGUUCCUCAAGAGCUGCCCAAGCCAACGUCGUUCCUGUUUGGUGGCAAGCAGGCCGCCAAAGAGGUUGUCAUCAAUUACACUCCCGACGCUCCUGGGUACCAUCCCAUCAAGGAUGCCUUCUGGAAGCAGGAUGAGCUAGUUCCGUACGCCGCGUUGGCGAAGACGUUUGAAGCGAUCGGAUCCACCACAAAGCGCCUUAAAAUCAUUGAAACGUUGGCCAACUUUUUCCGAUCUGUUAUUAUUCUCUCACCGAAUGACCUCGUUCGAUGCGUUUACAUGUGCACCAACCGAAUUGCUCCUCCCUAUGAAGGCUUGGAACUCGGCAUUGGCGAAUCUCUUCUCAUGAAGGCCAUCGCUGACGCCACUGGCCGUGAUAUGCGCCGCAUCAAAGCUGACGCAGAAGCGAAGGGCGAUCUCGGCAUUGUCGCGAAAGAGUCGCGCAGCAGCCAAAAGACCAUGUUUGCGCACAAAACUCUGACUGUGGAAGCCGUGUUUAAGAAUCUGCGAGAAAUCGCCUCCAUGACCGGUCACAGUGUCAUGUCCAAAAAGAUUGUCAAGAUCAAGGCCAUGCUUGUUGCUUGCAAGGAGUCAGAGUCCAUGUUCCUCAUUCGUUCGCUCGCUGGCAAGCUUCGCAUCGGACUGGCCGAGCAGUCUGUUCUGGCGGCGCUUGCCCGUGCGAUUCUUCUCACCCCACCGCGCAUCAAUCCCGCGAAAGCUCAGGUCGUGGAUGCUAGCAAAUCCAUGAGCGAGGCCGACCUCGCAGCAGAGCUGGAGCGCGCCACCUUGGCCGUCAAAACUGUCUACUGCGAACUGCCAAAUUACGAUGUCAUCAUCCCAACGCUGCUUGAAGUUGGCUUGGAGGAGUUGCAAGUCCGAUGCACGCUGACACCUGGCAUCCCACUGAAGCCGAUGCUCGCCCAUCCCACGAAGGGUGUGUCUGAAGUUCUCAAACGCUUCGAAGGCAUGACGUUUACUUGCGAGUACAAGUACGACGGCGAGCGCGCACAGAUUCACAUGAAGGAAGACCGCGUCGUCAACAUCUACAGUCGCAAUUCGGAAAACAAUACUUCCAAAUAUCCCGACAUUAUUGAGCGCAUUCCCAAGUCUCUCAAGGACACUGUCAAGUCGUACAUUCUCGACUGCGAGAGUGUGGCCUGGGACACUGAAAAGAAGCAGAUUCUGCCCUUCCAAGUCCUCAGCACUCGAAAGCGCAAGGACGCGGAUGUCGCCGAGAUCAAAGUGCAAGUCUGCCUGUUUGCGUUCGAUCUGCUCUACCUGAACGGCGAGUCCCUUGUCAAACAGCCACUCAAACGCCGGCGCGAACUCUUGCGCGAGCACUUUGCAGAGAUUGAAGGCGAGAUCAUGUUUGCCACGUCCAUGGAUGGCACCAAUACCGAGCAGAUUGAGGAGUUCCUUGACCAGUCCAUCAAAGCUGGCUGUGAGGGUCUCAUGGUCAAGACUCUCGAGCAAGAGGCCACGUAUGAGAUUGCCAAGCGAUCCCACAACUGGUUAAAACUCAAGAAGGACUACCUCGACGGUGUCGGCGAUACGCUCGAUCUGGUUGUUAUUGGAGGCUACCGUGGCAAGGGCAAGCGAACCGGAUUUUACGGCGGUUUCUUGCUGGCUUGCUACGACGAGGAAAAUGAGGAAUACCAGUCCAUCUGCAAGAUCGGAACUGGGUUUAGCGACGAAGAUUUGCAGCGCCACUCGACCUUUUUCAAAGACCACGUCAUUUCUGGACCAAAGUCCUACUACCGUGCAGAUGACACACUGGCUCCUGAUGAUUGGUUUGACACGGUCCAGGUGUGGGAGGUUAAGGCUGCAGAUCUUUCCAUCUCUCCCGUCCACAAGGCUGCAGCUGGCUUGGUUGAUCCCGAAAAGGGCAUCUCCUUGCGCUUCCCACGCUUUUUGCGCAUCCGCGACGACAAAUCCACCGAGCAAGCGACAAAUGCGAGUCAGGUGGCCGACAUGUACCGCAGCCAACAGUUGCUCAACCAACAGGGCAAAGGCGCAGAAGACGAAGAAGACUUUUACUAG
Capsaspora owczarzaki ATCC 30864 is the source of this 2946-nucleotide messenger RNA. RefSeq names its product ligase I. The transcript has 17 exons. Gene Ontology annotation, molecular function: ATP binding; DNA ligase (ATP) activity; DNA binding. Bases 1 to 2946 code for a protein of 981 amino acids. Gene Ontology annotation, cellular component: mitochondrion; nucleus. The record is from RefSeq and is a predicted model, not a curated record. NCBI's taxonomy places the organism in Eukaryota, Filasterea, Ministeriida, Capsasporidae. Gene Ontology annotation, biological process: DNA repair; Okazaki fragment processing involved in mitotic DNA replication; lagging strand elongation.